Molecule: messenger RNA, 1458 nt
Organism: Cylindrotheca closterium
Lineage: Eukaryota; Bacillariophyta; Bacillariophyceae; Bacillariales; Bacillariaceae
Source: the annotation of a GenBank genome assembly
AUGUCGAGUAGCAUACUUGUCGUCAAUGAUGGAAUGGACCAGCAAUCGGGUUUGGACACAUCGACAUCAUAUCAAACAUUCGGAAGAAACUCCGGCCGACGGCAUCUAUCUCAAAGCUCCUCCUUUGGUGAUUCAGCUGGAGGCAUGGCGCGUUCACUCACGGAAAGCCUCCGAAACAGUCUGUCCUAUGAUGGAGAGAGGGUAUCGAUACGAGAUAUGGGAGGUCAAUCUUCGAUACCCAAGAGCACUGCGAAUCUUAUCAAGAACUUGGUCGGGGCUGGGGUCUUGGCCCUCCCUGCUGGACUAGCAUCUUUUGCAGAUACACCGUCAGCUGUUGUCAAUGCGACCUGUUUGCUUGUGGUCAUGGGGAUUGUGUUUGGGUAUUUCUUUCAGCUGAUUGCCAAGACAUGUAGUUUGACAUACAGCGUCACAUUCCGGGAAGUUUGGGAAGACACGAUGGGAAACGAAGGAGCUUCGACUGUAUCUGUGGUCAACAUGGUCAAACCAGCUUUGGGAAACCUCGCCUAUUCCAUGAUUCUCGCUGAUACAUUCCAGUCUCUAUUCCAUACUGUCGGAAUCAAUGUAACAAGAACACUGUCACUAGUUUUGGUAACCGUCAUCGGUAUUCUUCCACUUUGUCUGAUGAAGAACUUGGAUGCCUUGGCUCCUUUCAGUGUGCUUGGUACAGCGGGCAUUAUACUAUUUGCAUUCUGCAUGACAGUACGAUACCUCGAUGGCUCAUACAAUGCUGCUCUCGAUGGAAGAUUCUUGAAUGAUCUAGAAAUACAGUAUCAACCACAAUUUGGUGAUUACAAUGGAGCUUGGACGAGCGCAGUUUUGAUUUUCGCAGCCAUGAGCUUUGAAGCAUAUGUUGCUCACUACAAUGCCCCCCGCUUCAUGGCGGAACUCAAGGAAGCUAAUAUGCAUCGAUUUCGGAUCGUUGUUGGCAAUGCCUUUGGGCUUUCGACUUUAAUCUAUGUAUGGAUCACAGCCAUGGGAUUCCUCACAUUUGGAGCCAAUUGCAAUGGAUGCAUACUCAAUAACUACUCAACAAACGACAACCUCGCUACAAUCAGUAGAGUGGCAAUUGCUUUUUCGAUUUUGUUCACCUACCCAAUCACAUUCAUGGGAUUUCGAGACGGACUAAUGGAUGUGAUAGAGCUACCACAGGAAAGACAAACAUCAACAAACAUCAAUAUCAUUUCGAUAUUUUUGCUCUUGCUGGUUACGAUUCUUGCCGCAAUAUGCAAAGACUUGGGGAGCAUCAACGCCGUGGGCGGUGGUACCCUUGCCACGCUGAUUGUCUUUGUGUUCCCAUCCGUGAUGUACCGGAAAGUGAUUAUUGAAAUGCCAAGUCCAGGGGAAAAACGAGAAGUUAAGCUUGUUUUUGCACUGAUGAUCUUGGGUGUUAUCAUGGGCUUCAUUGGUGUGGUUGUGGAACUCAAAAGAUCAAGCUAG